This is a messenger RNA of Sphaerodactylus townsendi, 1711 nucleotides long. It is a transcript of the gene QPRT, whose product is annotated as quinolinate phosphoribosyltransferase. Gene Ontology annotation, biological process: NAD+ biosynthetic process; quinolinate catabolic process. Gene Ontology annotation, molecular function: nicotinate-nucleotide diphosphorylase (carboxylating) activity. NCBI's taxonomy places the organism in Eukaryota, Metazoa, Chordata, Lepidosauria, Squamata, Sphaerodactylidae. The transcript is spliced from 5 exons. Bases 390 to 1295 code for a protein of 301 amino acids. The record is from RefSeq and is a predicted model, not a curated record. Gene Ontology annotation, cellular component: cytoplasm.
GCAAAAAAUAAAACUCACAAAACUUUUUCAGAGAACAGAAAGUUCGACUUUGAUCCAAGGGGGGAAAAGUUUAUUUACAGCGUGAACAACACUAGGGGCGUGGGUCCUUCAGAAAAAAAGAGUAGAUUCCUCGGGUCUGCUUUGGAAAAGAACCAACAUAUCCCUCUAGUCAUCUGUGUGCCGUUUAAGAUCAUCCAUGCCUUAGGCGAGGGGUGUGUAGGGCUUUGUUUAUACAAGAAGAGCAGCCUAAGUCCAAAGUGCAACCAACCUAAUGCUACCCCUAACCCGCCGCCUCCCACCCCUCAGGAAUUCAGGAAAUCUUUUCAGCACAGCCAGGGGAACUGGAGAAAAAGUUGCAAAGGAGUGUUCCGGAAAGCUGUUCAGCGUCCAUGGCCUCACGCUCAGACCUUUCACACCUUCUCCCAGCUGCCCAGUUGCGCCAGCUGGCCCAUGACUGGCUGCAAGAGGAUGCUCCCAGCUUUGACUACGGAGGCUACGCUGUGGGGGAUCGACGGGAACGGGCCACGCUCCUCUGCAAGUCCCCGGGAGUUUUGGCUGGCUUUCCUUUCUUCGAGGCCACCUUUGCGGAGCUGGGCUGCUCUGUGGAGUGGUUGCGAUCAGAGGGAGCCUGGGCACAACCAAUCACCCAGGUGGCUGAAGUCCGUGGGCCAGUGAAAGACCUCUUGCUUGGUGAGCGGGUGGCUCUGAACUGUGUGGGACGGUGCAGCGGUAUUGCGACACUGGCAGCAAAGGCGUGUCGGGCGGCACGAGAAGCCGGUUGGCACGGAGAGGUGGCUGGAACAAGGAAGACGACGCCUGGGUUCCGUCUCCCUGAAAAAUAUGCCCUCCUAGUGGGAGGAGCUUCCUGCCACCGUUAUGAUCUGGGGAGCCUCAUCAUGUUGAAGGAUAACCACGUGUGGGCAUCUGGCAGCAUCACACAAGCUGUCCAGAAGGCCCGGCGCGUUGGAGGCUUUACCCUGAAGAUAGAAGUUGAGUGUCGCUCGCUGGAAGAGGCUGUUGAAGCAGCAGAGUGUGGGGCUGAUAUUGUCAUGUUGGACAAUUUUACUCCUGAGGAUCUGCACCCCACAGCAAGCACCUUAAAAGCCUCUUUUCCUCAUGUGAUGAUAGAAGCCAGUGGAGGAAUCACCGAGGAUAACCUGGCCAAGUUUGUGGGGCCCAACGUUGACGUGGUCUCCCUUGGUUGCCUCACCCAGUCUGCCGUGGCUGUAGAUUUCUCCCUCAAGGUCUGCCGGGACCCUGCUUCCAAGCUGCCUGUGCAGAAUUUUGUCUUUUGAGAGGGGAAUUGGACUAGGAGUUCAUCUACGACAUGAAAACCUGUAGGUUCAACAGGAGAUGAGUGGCAUUCAUUUCGUACAGCGCUUGCUAGGUUCAGACGUGAUGAUCGUGCCUCCACCUUUAAAAGGCACAAGGAAUGAAGUGGAAGACCAGUAAUUUACUUCUGGCCAGCUGAUAAUUUCAGUAGCGCAUGGGAGAAGUGCUGGAGAAAGAACCAAUGAAGUUGGUAACACAGAAGGCUCAGUGGCUGUAUUUUCUUUCACGGUUUCAGCCCUUCUAAAGAAGUAGACCAGGCCUCCAGAUUAUCACAUGGCAAAAAAGAGAAAUGCGUGUAACAUUUUCUUUUUGUGCCUCCUUCCCUCCUGCUGCAGGAAGGUCUGUUGGCUAAAAAAAUAAAACAACCAUCUUUUUAAAA